ACGCGGCGGCCGGCGGCUCUGGGCCGGGCGGCGGCACCGGGCCCUUGGGCGGGCCGGGGCGGCUGCUCGGUGCUGCGGCACAGACGGCCGGACCCGGGGCGGGCCUGGUGCGUCCACAGCGUGUGGGACCCGAUGUGCAGCCCGAAAGCGGGGUCUUGGGAAGGGGGCGAGAACCUGUGUGAUGAGCUCUGCCUGGCAUCUUGGUGCCAGGCCUGAGCCAAGGCCCCCCGGGCUGUGCUCACCCUGGCUGCAGUAGCAGCAAACCCACCUUUACAGGGGAUCUACUAGACCGAAUGGUCACUCUAAGGCUUGAGCUGUGACUGCUACUAGUGCCUAUGGCGUGAGAGAGUCUCUAAUCUGAGCACAGAAAGGAAAGGUUAGUGGAGAGUGUUGAUAUGGACAGUAUUUCCUCAGGCUCUUCUCUGCAGUUCCUGGCCAGACUGCUUCAUGAUACUCAAGAGGAAGAUGAUGAUGAUGAUCAUGUGCCACGCUCUUCUGUUAGCGCCAUGACUCCUGCUAGUAUUGGACCAGCGAAGAAAGAGACCAGUGGUACUGUUCAAGUGAAAUCUGAAAACAGGAAAACUAUCUGGAAUACAGAGGAGGUGCCAGAAGGAGCUGAAUUUGAUGACACCUGGGACCCCAGAGAACAGCCAGAGUUAGUGGAGAGUGUUGAUAUGGACAGUAUUUCCUCAGGCUCUUCUCUGCAGUUCCUGGCCAGACUGCUUCAUGAUACUCAAGAGGAAGAUGAUGAUGAUGAUGAUGAUCAUGUGCCACGCUCUUCUGUUAGCGCCAUGACUCCUGCUAGUAUUGGACCAGCGAAGAAAGAGACCAGCGGUACUGUUCAAGUGAAAUCUGAAAACAGGAAAACUAUCUGGAAUACAGAGGAGGUGCCAGAAGGAGCUGAAUUUGAUGACACCUGGGACCCCAGAGAACAGCCAGAGUAUCAGAUUUUGUUCAAACAGUGUGUGGGAACAGAGGACGUCUUCUUUGGGAUGAGCAGGAAAGACCCUUCCACAGCCUGCUGUGAAGAUAUGGUGAUUAAAAUCAAGCUGCCAGAGACAAAGUACUCAGACAUCGCAUUAGAUAUCCAGGACAAGGUUCUUGAUCUUAGAACUCCCCAAAAGAAGCUGCUGCUGCACCUCCCCUACCGUGUAGACAGCAAGAAUGGUAAAGCUCGUUUUCUCUCUGAAGAGGAGACCUUGGAAGUCACCUUGAGAGUAUCAAGGAUGUUUGAUUUCAUAAAUUUUCUCUGAUUAAUAGAGGAAUAGAGAAAGUUUGCAAAAAGUAAUCUCUUAGUUUGAAGUCUUCUUGAAACCUAACUGGUCAUAAAAUAGUAGACUGUUUCCCUUGAUCAGUCCAGAGGGAAUAUCCCUGGAGAAACUGAAUGAGUCAGAAGGAACAUAGCACCCAUAGGUUCUAGAAGCUGAGGCAGUCCAGCUCUUGCGCUGCUCUGGUUAACGUCCUGCUUCCUUCAGCCACAUACAGGCUCUGUGAAUCGGAAAGCCAGAGAAAGUCUUUUUGUGGUUAUGGCUGAUAAGUAGCACAAUAGGGCUCUGGUCAACGAGUCUGGUGCUUAGUUACUCUUGCAAGACUUGCAAGUGGUAAUAUUCUUGCUUGGCCUCCAAUGCUGGGAUGGGGAUCAGUUCAGAAUCUACUUUUAGCUACUUCUUCAUGAAAAAAUCAAAGCUCUCAGGAAUCCAUAUCCACAUCUGAGUCUCCUUUACAGUGGCAGAACAGGGUAACCAACUAUAGUUGGAUUGCUGAACAGCUCAGCUCUUUUGAACAGUUUUUGACAGUGUAUGGUUCAGUGUCAUCUAUUCACCUGCUGUCCCUCCAGCU
This is a messenger RNA of Chroicocephalus ridibundus (black-headed gull), 1839 nucleotides long. RefSeq names its product dynein axonemal assembly factor 6 (gene DNAAF6). Lineage: Eukaryota; Metazoa; Chordata; Aves; Charadriiformes; Laridae. Gene Ontology annotation, molecular function: dynein intermediate chain binding; protein-folding chaperone binding. Bases 396 to 1253 code for a protein of 285 amino acids. The record is from RefSeq and is a predicted model, not a curated record. The transcript has 10 exons. Gene Ontology annotation, biological process: flagellated sperm motility; axonemal dynein complex assembly. Gene Ontology annotation, cellular component: cytoplasm.